Molecule: messenger RNA, 1822 nt
Organism: Drosophila rhopaloa
Lineage: Eukaryota; Metazoa; Arthropoda; Insecta; Diptera; Drosophilidae
Exons: 2
Coding region: 416-955 (179 amino acids)
Molecular function (GO): carbohydrate binding
Source: RefSeq, a predicted model, not a curated record
UUUGGGGUCCGAAUCUCUUUACAAACAGGUGUGGGAUCACUUAGCUGCGUGUCGACCGGCUCUCCGGCUCCCCCAGAAGUAUUCCUUCUCAGUUUUCAAUCACGCGCGAAACCGGACGGAACAGGGCAACGCGUCUUUAAUUAAAAAAGCUGAACAAAUAUGUACUCGAACGUACUUUACCCGUGACGUCUUUGGGCUUAAAUCCUCUUCGAGUUCCCUUAAAAUAGCCACGUUUUUGGUUAAGCCCUAACAGUAUUGACCAGGUCGGUGAAGAGCUAGCUACCUCGCCUGUUAUUGAAGUUAUUGUAACCGUUGGCAACUGGCCACAGCAAAGUCUUAGCACCGAAUAUAAUUUCCAAUUACAUACCCGCCUAAAAAUAAAACCGAAACAAAAGCGGAAUAAUUUAAACAGAAGAUGGCUGAUGUAAAGUUCCUGGCCGUUCUGCCCAGCAAUGCUAAUGCCUCAGACCGAGUCACCAGGAUGUCCAUUAGCGGCUCCUUGCUCGAGAAUCCCCAGCAAUUCUCGGUGAACUUUGUCAACAGUACGAAUUGCACGGACAACAUCACGUAUCACUUUAAGGUGGUGAUACCAACGCAAACGAUUAUCGAGAACUACAAAAGGAACGGCGAGUGGAGCAGCCUGCACCAGGAGAAGUAUCUGAACAUCUUUGACGGUACAGGAGCUAGCGAUAAGAACCCCAAUAUGAACCAGAGCUUUGCCCGCAUAAUGAACGAGAUUGAUGAGGAACUCCAACUUUCAUCCACAGAAACCUCGUUUUGUCUUGAGUUCGCCUUCGACUACGAAAAUUCUACGAUGCGAGUCUACCAGGGCAGGGAUGCGGGCCAUAAUUUCAUAACCGAGUACGAGACCCUAUUUUCCCUAUCCGACAUCCUGGCUAUACAGGUGUGGGGCGAUGUGCAGAAGGUCAAUCAGUUUGCCCUGGCCUACAACUGAUAGGGAGAUAACCCCCAAAUUAUCCCUAAGAACCCCAAGGUAGUCCCUCAAUUUUACCUAUUCAAUGAUUUCUUCAAUCGCUUCUUUAAAGUUCGGUGGAGGGGCACCAUUGGUCCUAACACUGCACUAUUUAAUCCCCUCACCUGUAGUUCUAAUUAGAUUGUUGAAUUUGGCACCCCAUCUACAUUAUUUUGCUGUAGUAGCGACAUGCUUUUUCUUUUUCCUCGUUUGUUAAUGCGUUUAACUUUGUUAUACUAAGACACCACACAAGUCCUUGCUUUAAAUAGCGUUCCCUUUCAAAAUGGACCUGGGUUUUAAACAGUAUUAAAUCCAUAUUUAUUUAAUUUGGAGCAGAUUAAAUUAUAUGAAAAAUUUAAUUGGUUUUAAAAUGAGUUUGCUGAUCUAAUUGAUCUUACAAAAUAUUUAGAAUUAUAAUGUGUGCUUUUUGUUAGUUCUUAAGCACUUUAUCUUGCCCAGUGAUUGAACUGAUUUUACUAGCUGAUAUCGCUUUGAUUUGAUUAAGAACUACAAAUUAACACACUUGUUACCUAUUUGAGUGUCAGUCCCAUAAAACGCACCUGGUUUUUGGAACUAUCCUCUGACGUUACUCUGGUACUGCUUAUUGGCACUUCUCGCAGAUUCUGUUUGGUUUUAUGUUUGUAGUUGAUAGUACUUGUAAACUGUUAGGCCAAAGAAUUCUAUGUAUUAAACACGUUGAGUUUCUGUGCUUGCUAAAGUCUUCCAUUUAGAUUUUGAACAUAAUUGUAAGCUUUUCAUGUAAUACCUACACACACAUACCACGCCAAGUAUUAAAAAUCGCCUUGACAAGUGCAUUUCCUUAAUUAAAUGCGUAAAUAGAAAAAUUCA